UGUUUUUUGUCCCCUUUCAGACUGUUUUGGUCUUUUCGCUGUUAGCAACAGAAAGAAACCGAGAUAGCCGUAAACCCAAUUUUGAGAUAAUCGAAUUUUUUUGUUAGGAUUACGUAACACAUUGACAAGAGGUGUAACACCCAUGUCUGCUUUGGAAGAGUGAUUUGCGCGUGUUGUCUUUUUAAAAUAUUGUUUAUUUCUGUUUUAAUAGGAAUUGUACAGAUUGCUAAUUUGGCUAGGAGCUGUUAGCCAGCUAGCUUCUUAGCAUAGCAUCUUCCUCAAGAGGCACGUUGACAUUAGCCUGCAAGCUAGCCAGAUCUAAGGAUUGCUAACGUUAGCAAACUGUCACACAACCAUACACCGCCUCGUCGUCAAGAAUUUGCGGUGUGAAGCUGGUCGUUUUGAGACGCCGUCUUUUAUGGGAUCACAAUGUCAAUGAAGGCCGGUGGAAAUCGCAGCAAGCCCGGCGGUGGCAACACCGCUGGUGCCGCCGCCUCCGGUGCCGGAGGAAGCGGCGGGGGAAGACAGAAUCUGGGCAGGGGAAGACACAGUGGUAAAGGCCCUGCAGCAGUCAUUUUCAAUGGUGUAUAUGCAAAUAUGAGGAUGGUCCAUGUCUUGACAUCAGUGGUGGGGGCCAAGUGUGAGCUGAAAGUGAAAAACGGAGCAGUCUAUGAAGGAGUAUUUAAGACAUAUGGUCCAGAGUGUGACCUGGUGUUGGAUGCAGCCCACAGAAAGAGCCCAGAGCCGAGCAUAGCCCCCAGGAAAGAGGAUAUUGUGGAGAGCAUCAUUUUCAAGGCCUCGGAUGUUGUAGUGGUGACCUUCAAAGAUGUGGACCUGAAUUUCGCCAGGAAAGUCUCUUCUGACACAGACAACUUCACAGAUGCAGCAGUGAGCAGCAGGAUCAAUGGCGAGCACAAAGAGAAAGAUCUAGAGCCCUGGGAUGGAGGAGAGACCCACAACUCUGACAGCCUCGAGUCUCUGGAUACAGACGUGUCAAACGGGUGGGACCCCAAUGACAUGUUCAAGUACAAUGAGGAGAAGUAUGGAGUCUUGUCUACAUAUGACAGCAGCCUGUCAACAUACACGGUCCCCCUUGAGCGGGACAACUCAGAAGAGUUCCUCAAGAGGGAGGCACGUGCCGCCCAGCUGGCAGAGGAGAUCGAGGCCAGUGCCACGUAUAAGGCCCGCGUGGCCCUGGAAAACGAUGAACGCUCUGAGGAGGAGAAGUAUACAGCUGUGGUGCGAGGGGAGAGGGAGACUCACACGCUCAGCAGAGAGAACAAGUACAUUCCUCCAGGUCAGAGGAACAGGGAGGCGAUGUCAUGGGGACCGGGACGUCAGAAUUCACCUCGUCUGUCUCAGAGCUCAGCUGGACCCUCGGCUCCUCGACCAGGACCUCACGACUACAGCCCCAGCUCCGGGGCCGACCAGAGAGUGGUUAACGGAGGUUCAUCCCAUUGGCCCUCACCCUGUCCGUCUCCCUCCUCCCGCCCCCCCUCUCGUUACCAGUCUGGCCCCUCCUCCCUGCCUCCUCGGGCGACAACGCCCACCAGGCCACCCUCCAGACCCCCCUCUCGACCUUCCAGGCCUCCCUCUCAUUCAUCCCACCCCUCCUAUCCCUCCUCCUCCUCAUCCUCCUUUUCCCACCAUGGGCCCACGUCGCCAGCCUCCACUCUGCCCAAACGCAUGUCUUCAGAAGGUCCACCCAGGAUGUCUCCAAAGUCCCAGCGGACGCCUCGUGCUCAUAGAGUGCCACCCUGCCGGACCACUGGAGUCCCUCCAGGAGUGGACUUAAUUUCCCACAGUGCCCCUGGAGAGGUCCCAGUGACUCCACCGACCAGGAGCAGCUCCUCUGGAGGGACAUGGUCUUCAGUGGUUAGUGGAGCCCAUAGACCUCGCUCCCCCCGACAGAACAGUAUGGGCGGAGCCUCCACUGGCUCCUCCUCUCUCCCAUCACCCCAGACAGGAACAGCUCCUGUGGAAACUGCUGCUACACCAGCAUCAGCUCCCUCUCCCACUGCUGCUAGCCCCGCCCCCAACAUGGUCACUUCUCCACCAGGAGAUGCAAAAGAGUGUCGUGUCCAGGAGACAAGACAAACAUCCCCUACGGCAAACAAGGAGAACAUCAAGCCCUUGGACAGCUCACCUAGUAUCACCAGACCAGUCUGUAAAGGACCCCCUUCUAUGGCACCAGACCACAGAAAACAAAUAGAUAAUUUAAAGAAAUUUAGUGUAGAUUUUAGGUUGCAGUCUAGUUCAAACUCAGAGGCUGCCUUUGACCAGAUGAUGACCAAGCCUCCCAGAGAUCCAGCAGACAAGCCUAAAGACCUUCCCCUGGACAAAGCCUCCACAGCGGGGCGGGAGGGCGCAGAAGAUGGUGUUGUAGUAAUAACUGGUGGCACCCCCGGUGGUGCCCCAACACCAUCCACCACCGCCACAAACACCAGUAAGCCUGGCAGCCCCGCUGCACUGUCCCCGUCUCCUUCAGCCCCAGACCAGAAGAGAGCGGGGCUUGAUGUGACAUCACAGGGAGUUCAGACGACGGCCACUUCCGCAUUUAGUGGACCCAAGCAUGAAGACAAGGAUGAGAAAAAGGAACCAGUACAAGAUCAAGUGAGAAAAUCAACCCUGAACCCAAAUGCGAAUGAGUUCAAGCCCAGGUUCAAUGCGCAGCCCAAACCAGCUAACACCCCGACGCCCCCGCGGCCUCAGGGCCAGCCCAGCCCCUCCAUCGUGGUCCAGCAGCCCCCGGCUGUGUACGGUCAGACAGUCUGCUUCCCACAGAUGUAUCCCCUCACACCAGUCAGCCCUGGAGUGCAGAAAAGCAUAAUAUGGAAGUCUCCAGCUAUGUACCAGGUUCAGAUGCCUCAUAUGACAGUCAGCCAGUCUAAACCCUAUAGACCAGGUAAAGUACCAAACAUGCCCCAGCAGAGGUCAGACCAGCACCACCCACCAGGCACGCCCACCAUGAUGCACCCAGCCACGGCAGCGGGACCACCUAUUGUAGCACAGAGCCCCGCCUACUCUGCCCAGUACUUUACCUGCAGCCCGCAGCAGUUCACCAGUCAGCCGCUGGUCCAGCAGAUGACGCAUUACCAGUCACAGAACAAGAUUUGUUGGCCAGGGCAUCUCUACAGCACCACAGCGCAGCAUGUGUUCAGUCCGGUAAUGCAGGGCAGUGCCAGGAUGAUGGCACCUCCCACGCAUGGGCAACCCAGCCUAGUCUCUUCCUCGACUACACAGUACCCAGAGCAGACACACACCAUGUAUGUGUCUCAAGGGCCAAUGCCUCAGCAGUAUCCCCACCCAAGCGCCACCUUGCACCCUCACCCACAGCACCCCCAGCCUUCUGCCACGCCUACAGGCCAAGCCCAGCAGGGUGGGCCCCCACAACACGGGGGUCCUCCUAGCCACCCAGCUGCCAGCCCAGUCCAGCACCAACAGCACCAGCAGGCAGCGGCAGCUGCAGCAGCAGCCCAGGCCCUCCACCUGGCCAACCAGCCCCCUCAGCAGCAGAUGUACUCCGCUUUGGCCCCCACGCCCCCCUCUAUGACCCCGGGGCCCAACCCUCAGAGUCCCCAGGCAUCGUUCCCCUCUGCCCAGCAGACGGUCUAUAUCCACCCGCAGCAGGUGCAGCACGGCUACAACCACAACCACAUGGCACACGUGCAGCAGGCCCAUAUGCAGUCCGGUAUGGUGCCGUCUCACCACCCGGCGCCCACCCACCCCACCAUGAUGCUGAUGGCUACCCAGGGUCCUCCAGGGGGUCCGCAGCCACCCAUGCCCCAGACUGCCCUCAACCCCAUCCCUGUUUCCUCCACUACACAUUUCUCCUACCUGGCACAUCCACAAGUGCAACCUCAUCAUCAGCAGCAGCUGUAGAUAGAGGGCGCCAUCGAGCUGAGGGACCCGCUCUGUGUCGCGCUUCUCAACCAGAGCCUUCAUAACCAGGCGACGGAGAGAGCGAGAGCCCUCCCUCUCCUCUCCUUCCUCGUCCUCACCAGACAUGCUACACAUCGGCUUUUCUCUUCCCCCCUUCCUUCCCCCCCUCCUUCCCUCUCUCCCUCCCUCCCUCCCUCCCAGACUAGGCAAUAAGAGAAUGUUAACAGGUUGAUGCAGUGACAUGUUUUAAAGAUCUAGAGUUUUAACAGGCGAGACUCCUCCUUAUCCAUCCCCUGUUUACAUGCAGACAGCUGCAAACACACACAGAUGACGAACACAGAAAACAAGACACACACACACACACACACACACACACACACACACACACACACACACACACGGUCAGGGGUCCCAAAUUGCAAUUUGAGUCAGCUUGCCAAGUAAGACGUGAGCGAGAGAAUGAGAGCAACUAAUCAGUGAGAGUGAAAGAAAAAUUCAACUGGAACUUGUAUUUUGUCUGCACCUUGUUAUGAAAAAAGAAAUCUUCCAACCUUUAGACAGUAUUAAUCUUACUGUUUAUUGCUGCUGCUGCUGUGUGCUGCGUUUGUUCCCAGACUACAUGAAAGGUUUCUAACCAAACUAAAAAAACAAACGAAACAUGACAAGAAGCUUCCUGUGAGAUGAACACGUAUCGGCAGCCAGAGGACAGGAGAAAAACGUUAUUUAUGAAAUUAUAAUGGCUGAGGUGAUCAGAUCCCGCGUCUCACCUGACCCUUAUGUAACUUUUAAGUUAAAACUUUUACUUUGUAGAUAAUAUAAAUAAUUUAAAAAAUGAGCAAAAAAAUUUAAAAACAAUAAAAAAGUUUUAAAAACUGA
Messenger RNA from Acanthopagrus latus (yellowfin seabream), 4758 nucleotides. It is a transcript of the gene atxn2, whose product is annotated as ataxin 2. Gene Ontology annotation, biological process: cytoplasmic stress granule assembly. The transcript has 27 exons. Gene Ontology annotation, molecular function: RNA binding. Gene Ontology annotation, cellular component: cytoplasmic stress granule. Lineage: Eukaryota; Metazoa; Chordata; Actinopteri; Spariformes; Sparidae. The coding region runs from base 430 to 3882 and encodes 1150 amino acids. The record is from RefSeq and is a predicted model, not a curated record.